Ochlerotatus camptorhynchus is the source of this 3254-nucleotide messenger RNA. RefSeq names its product DNA repair endonuclease XPF mei-9 (gene mei-9). The coding region runs from base 164 to 3211 and encodes 1015 amino acids. Gene Ontology annotation, cellular component: nucleotide-excision repair factor 1 complex. The transcript is spliced from 6 exons. Gene Ontology annotation, molecular function: single-stranded DNA binding; damaged DNA binding; single-stranded DNA endonuclease activity. The record is from RefSeq and is a predicted model, not a curated record. Lineage: Eukaryota; Metazoa; Arthropoda; Insecta; Diptera; Culicidae. Gene Ontology annotation, biological process: resolution of meiotic recombination intermediates; double-strand break repair via homologous recombination; nucleotide-excision repair involved in interstrand cross-link repair.
CGGUAUUCUGUGUUCUUUAAGUAAAUCUCGAUAAGCUGGCGAUAUAGCGGUUCUUGCUGUGCCAAACGGAGUGGUGUUUCCAAACACCUAAACAGAGAGAAGAAGAAGAAGAAAGUAAAUCUCGAGUAUUUUCAUGUAAAUUUGAUUGUGCCGAAGCUUGAAAAUGAGUCUUCUGGAAGAAGACGAGGAUGUUGAAUCCGAAUUGGCAUGCACCGCGGACCAAGCGGAAGCGGAUGCGCAGCAAGAUGAAGAGCUGAAAGAGGACAAUGCAUUGGGAGAGCUAGUGGAUGCUGAAGAAUUUCUGGCUUCGGAAGGAGUUUCAAUGUUGGAAUAUGAACGACAAAUGUUUUUCGAUUUACUCCACUCGGAUGCCUUGGUGGUUUGCGCUAAAGGUAUCAGUUACGAAAAAGUGUUACUCAAUUUGCUGAAGAUUUUUUGCGAUCCGACGACCUUGGUGUUGGUCGUUAAUUGUUCAGACUAUGAAGAGCGGCUAUACACAUCUCAGCUUGGAACUCGGCACAUCCACGAGUCCUCCACCAAUGCUGUUGAACGCGAACGAGUUUAUCUGCAGGGAGGAAUACAGUUCAUCAGUACGAGAAUUUUGGUCGUUGAUCUGUUGAAAAACCGCAUCCCUAUUGAACUCAUUACUGGGAUUUUCGUAGUGAAAGCACAUGAAAUUAUCGAAUCCUGCCAGGAGGCUUUCGCCCUCCGUUUGUAUCGACAAAAGAACAAAAGCGGCUUCAUCAAGGCAUUUUCCAAAAACGUAGAAGCAUUUGCCUAUGGCUAUGGGCAUGUCGAAAAAGUGAUGAGAAAUUUGUUUAUUAAAGAAUUGUUCAUUUGGCCACGGUUUCAUGCCAUCAUUCAAAAAUCACUGAAACCCUUCGAACCCAUCGUCGUGGAAAUGCAGAUUCCAAUGAGUCAGCACAUGAUUUUGUUGCAGACGAACAUUUUGGACAUAAUGAAUCAUCUGGUCAAAAACAUCAAAAGCCUGAACAGAAACGUUGAGCUGCAGGAAGUGACCGUAGAAAAUUGCGUUACGAAGAAGUUCCACAAAAUAUUACAAGUACAGUUGGAUACGAUUUGGCAUCAAUUGAGCUCGCAAACGAAGCUCAUCGUUGCAGACCUUAAGGUGCUUCGGAAUUUAAUGAUAUCCACAAUCUAUCAUGAUGCAGUCACGCUUUACGCAACGAUGAGAAAGUAUCGUUCUACCGAAUAUGCUCUCAGUAAUUCUGGGUGGACGAUUCUGGACUCCGCUGAGAAAAUGUUCAAUAUCGCGAAGGAGCGUGUUUUCAAUCAGAAUGAUGAAUUUCAACCAGAACUCUGUCCAAAGUGGAAAGCUUUAACCGAGGUGCUUCGUCAAGAAAUACCAUCGGAUAUAAAAGAGACGGCGAAAAAGCUUCGUAAGAAAGAGGAACGUCAAAAAUAUACUCGCCAGCAAGUGAAGGUUCUGAUACUGUGCCAAGAUGCGAGAACAUGCUACCAGUUGAACCAAUAUCUGACUCAAGGUCCGGAAAAAUAUCUCUUCUACAAUGCAAUAAAAAAUGACGUGGUCGUAUCAAAAUUAGCCGAGUCGUACCGGCACUUGAAUAAAGACAACGAUCGAGGUUCUUACAAUGUGCAAAAUAUUGAAGCCUUCGUGAAACCGGCUCCCAGCAAAACAGCACCAAAGCAAAAACCGGUAGAAGAGAAACCGAUUGUAGCAAAAGGCCACUUCUUAAAAGCAAGGAUUGCCAAGCGUCGUGCGGAGGCGGCUGAAGAGGAAUCCCGGAAACAACAGGAACAAGAAGGAGAAAAUUCAAAAAUGUCCGAAAUGGAAGCCGAUCUUCUCGAUAAGGAUGAGGUUGAAGAUUAUCAUUGCUUUAGAGAUUCUUACAUUCUUACCAUGUCACAAAAGGGCGAUGCAAAUCUAACUGUUUCGGACGAUGGCGAGGAAAAUGACCUCUUCGAUGUCACGCAGCUGGAAUGCGGUGAAUUCGAAUCGUUUCCUGAGAUGGAGAAUAUGGAUGUAACGAAGAUUGUGACCGACAGCAACAAACCGAUAGUAUUCAUUCAAACGUUCAAAAGCGAAAUUAACGGGAUGACUUCGCUGGACAGAACCUUGGAGGAGAUCAAACCCCGCUACAUUGUCAUGUAUCAUAGCAACGUGACGGCAAUUCGACAAAUUGAAGUGUUCGAGGGGCGACAGCAGCGGCAAGAGCUGGCCCGAGUGCGAGUGUUUGUAAUCAUCCACUCUAAAACGGUUGAAGAACAAUCCUACUUGACGUCAUUGCGGAGAGAGAAGCAAGCCUUCGAAUUGCUGAUAGACACAAAAAGGAUAAUGGUAGUUCCAGAAUAUCAGGAUGGCAAAUCGGAGGAUACCAUCACAAUGUUGCAAAAGAAGCAAGAGCUUUCCUCGAGGCAAGCCGGUGGCCAGGCUGUCAGUGAGGAAAGCGUAAUAACUCCUCGGAUAAUCGUAGACAUGCGCGAGUUUCGGUCUGAUUUACCAUGCUUGAUUCAUCGCCGAGGCAUAGAAGUGGUGCCGCUGACGAUUACGAUCGGUGAUUACAUUCUGACGCCGGAGAUUUGCGUGGAGCGAAAAUCAAUCUCCGAUCUGAUCGGUUCACUCAACUCCGGUCGCCUUUACAAUCAGUGCGUCCAGAUGACUCGGUGCUACACCAAGCCGAUACUGUUGAUCGAAUUCGAUCAGAACAAGCCAUUUCAUUUGCAGCGUCAUUUCAUGAUGUCCGGAGAUUCGAGUUCUUCCAAUGGGGACAUUAUGCAGAAAUUGCAACUGUUGACUCUUCAUUUCCCGAAGCUAAAACUGGUGUGGUCUCCUAGUCCCUACGCCACGGCCCAGCUGUUCGAAGAGUUGAAACAAGGCAAACAGGAGCCCGAUCCAGACGUGGCGACAUUACUCGGGUCAGACGAAGCUGGUGGUUCAGGAGAGGGUGACAACAUUGUCGAUCGAACGAAUCCGAACAUUCAUGAUUUUCUGAUAAAGUUACCCGGAAUCAACUCAAAGAACAUUGGAAAGGUGACGAGGAAAUGUAAAAACUUAAAGGAACUGCUCAAAAAGUCAGAGGAAGAGCUGGUGGAGCUGCUGGGAAAUAGGAUGCAAGCCAAAAUGAUGUGGGAAAUAUUACAUGUAGCUCAUAAGGCUGUGCAAGGGGAUGCCGGCGAAAAACAGUUUGCUUCAAAGUUUAAGCGAGGGCUUGGGAAAAGAAACUUUUAGCUUUAGUUGUGUUCGUUUUGUUAUCAAAAUAAAAUGUUCUAAA